This is a messenger RNA of Bombyx mandarina (wild silkworm), 1441 nucleotides long. RefSeq names its product Adenosine kinase 2 (gene Adk2). Gene Ontology annotation, cellular component: cytosol; nucleus. Gene Ontology annotation, biological process: purine ribonucleoside salvage; purine nucleobase metabolic process. Gene Ontology annotation, molecular function: adenosine kinase activity. The record is from RefSeq and is a predicted model, not a curated record. NCBI's taxonomy places the organism in Eukaryota, Metazoa, Arthropoda, Insecta, Lepidoptera, Bombycidae.
AUCUAUAAUGUUUAUUACUUUUGUCAAGACUGCUAGUUUUGCAUUAACGAAUUAAAACACGUGUUGAUAGCAAUAUUACGUGGUUUUAUCUUGACAUUCGAGUGCGGUAAACUCGUGAAAACAUUUUAGUUUUGGUACGAUUUACGACCACAUAACUUGUAUUACAUAAUGGACGUUUCUGAUUCCAUAUGUGACCAAGAAGGAUUAUUAGUGGGCAUAGGGAAUCCUUUGUUGGACAUAUCCGCCAGUGUUGACGAGGACUUGCUGAAGAAGUAUGACCUGCACCCCGACGAUGCCAUUAUGGCUGAAGAAAAACACAUGCCACUCUACUCGGAACUCGUUGACAAGUAUAAUGCAGAGUAUAUUGCUGGUGGAAGCGUUCAGAAUUCAUUAAGAGUAGCACAAUGGAUUCUAAAGAAACCAAAUAUUUGUACUUACUUUGGCUGUGUGGGAAAUGAUGAAUAUGCUAAAUUAUUAAAGGAGAGAGCAAUUGCAGAUGGAGUCCACGUUCAAUAUCAAGUAUCAAAUGAGGUAGCAACUGGUACAUGUGCAGUGCUAGUAACUGGUACACACCGCUCACUGUGCGCCAAUCUCGGUGCUGCACAACACUUCACACCAGAUCAUUUACAGAAAGAAGAAUGCAAGAAAAGCAUUGAAGCAGCGAAGUUCUUUUAUGCUUCUGGUUUCUUUGUGGCAGUUUCUCCAGAGUCGAUAUUGUUAUUGGCCCAGCAUGCGCACGAUAAUGGACAUACGUUUGUUAUGAACUUGAGUGCGCCCUUUGUCUCACAGUUCUAUAAGGAACCGCUCGAGAAACUUCUCCCAUAUGUCGACGUGCUCUUCGGGAAUGAAUCGGAGGCAGACGCUUUCGCGAAGGCAUUCAACAUAAAUUCGAGCGAUGUGCAGGAGAUCGCUUUACGGAUCGCCAGCAUGCCCAAAUUGAACGCGAACCGCGAGCGCGUCGUAGUCAUCACGCAGGGCUGCCAACCCGUCGUGCUGGUACAGAGCGGACGAGUUACCCUGAUACCGGUCGAGGCUUUGCCGAGGGAACGUAUCAUUGACACAAACGGUGCCGGAGAUGCCUUUACUGGUGGGUACUUGGCGCAGCUCGUGCUGAACCGCGAGCCAGCCGCCUGCGUGCGGUGCGCUGUCUACUGUGCCACGCAUGUCAUCCAGCACCCGGGCUGCACAUUCAGCGGACCCAGCGAAUACAAUGACUGAUCUUUGCACCAAACAUGUAAAAACUCGAAUAUUAUACAAUUAGUUGUUGAACAUUAAUUAGGGUUGUUAAAUAGGGUAUUUUACUAGUGGCGAAAAAAAUCUAGGUAAGCAAUCGAAAUAUCAUCUUUUCGCAUUAAAAGUUUACAAUUUCCAAAAAUAUUCGAAAUUGAGUUCAUAUGCGGAAUCAUUUGGUACCAGUAUUUUUCUCAUAAAUACUGUCAAA